Messenger RNA from Columba livia (rock pigeon), 979 nucleotides. It is a transcript of the gene RBM8A, whose product is annotated as RNA binding motif protein 8A. The transcript is spliced from 6 exons. Gene Ontology annotation, cellular component: nucleus; cytoplasm; exon-exon junction complex. The record is from RefSeq and is a predicted model, not a curated record. NCBI's taxonomy places the organism in Eukaryota, Metazoa, Chordata, Aves, Columbiformes, Columbidae. Gene Ontology annotation, molecular function: mRNA binding. Bases 72 to 596 code for a protein of 174 amino acids. Gene Ontology annotation, biological process: RNA splicing.
CCCAAUAUGGCGACGGCACUUCCGGCGCGUUUCCCGGCGCGCCCCGCGGCGGCGGCGGGCAGAGCGGCAAGAUGGCGGACGUGCUGGACUUGCAUGAGGCCGGCGGCGAAGACUUCGCCAUGGACGAGGAUGGCGACGAGAGCAUCCACAAGCUGAAGGAGAAAGCCAAGAAGCGGAAGGGCCGCGGGUUCGGUUCAGAGGAGGGCUCCCGCGCCCGUGCCCGCGAGGAUUACGACAGCGUGGAGCAGGACGGGGACGAGCCGGGGCCGCAGCGCUCGGUGGAAGGCUGGAUCCUCUUCGUCACGGGCGUCCACGAGGAGGCGACGGAGGAGGACAUCCACGACAAGUUCGCCGAGUACGGCGAGAUCAAGAACAUCCACCUCAACCUGGACAGACGGACGGGCUACCUGAAGGGCUACACGCUGGUGGAGUACGAGACGUACAAGGAGGCGCAGGCGGCCAUGGAGGGGCUGAACGGGCAGGAGCUCAUGGGGCAGCCCAUCAGCGUGGACUGGUGCUUCGUGCGCGGGCCGCCCAAGAGCAAGAGGAGGGGCGGGCGCCGGCGCAGCAGGAGUCCCGACCGGCGCCGCCGGUGACGGAGCCGCGUUCGUUUGGUGACGGGGCCGCGUUUGGUGACGGGGCCGCGUUGGUCCCCAGCGCCGACCUGGGGGAAGCGGGAGGGAUCUGGGGGGGGAGGGGCCGCCGGACGAUUCGUCGCUUCGGCCAAUUUGCUUCUUUUACCCUUUUUCUUGGUUUUAACCGAGAAAACGCGACGAAGAAGCAAACGCGGAGGCGUUGGGCUCGUUGCCACGCGGUUUUGGGGCGCAUUCGCCCCGUUUUGGCCCAGAGCGCACCGCUUGUCGCCCCGGGCGCCCCCGGGGCCGCUGUUCCUGGGGUUCGGUUUCCCGACGGGUUCCUGAGCUCUGGGGGUUUGUUCGGACUCGGCCUUUUAAAUGAUUCCCAUUUUGUGUAAAAAACA